GAGAGAGAGAAGUGACAAAAGCUUAUCCACCUCAGUCUCCUCUCCCUGAAGCUUCCCAAGCUCUCUCCCAUGGCGGCUCAGCUCCACUCCCCCUUCAACUCCCCUCUCCUUCUCUCCCCACCCCGACUACUUCAUCACCCUAACCGCAGCCUCCGUCUCCUCACCCCAAAAUGCACUUCCGAUUCCGCCACGCCGGACUUCCCCUCCCCUUCCCCUUCCCCUUCCCCUUCCCCGACCUCCGACGCCACCGUCGCCCCGGACAAGUUCCCCAUCGAGCGACGACGCCCCUCCGAGAUCGUCCGCGACCGCCGCUCCCGGCCCUCCCUGGCCCGGCCGGAGCCGCCGAACAUGGAGGUCGGGUGGAGGCGGACGAAGGCGAUCGACACGACGAAGCCCAAGGGGUACGCGAUCGCGGACUUCCUGGAGAAGCUGGAGGGGCUGAUGGGGAGGGAGUUCGGGUCGGCGGACCUGCUGGCGAAGACCGGGGAGAUGGUGGCGGAGCGGGCGAGGGAGGAGGCGGAGUUGCUUAGGGAGGGAGGGGAGGUGGAGGAGCGGACGGUGACGGAGCUAUUCAGGGUGCUGAGGCUGAUGGAGAUGGACCUGGCCAUGGUGAGGGCGGCCGUGCAGCCGGAGACGCUGGCGGAGAGGCUGGAGCAGGCGAGGGCCCGCUGCCGGCAGGCCAUCCUCGUCGCCAAUUCCUUUUGACCGUCCGAGUCCCGACAGAGAGAAUCAUGUUUAAGUUUUUUUUUUUUGACAGGAGCUGAAUCCACAUUGGCACACUGCUUUUAGUAGAGGUGGAAUUUCGGAUAAUUCGUAUGUAAAAAUAUCGCGAAUUUAAGGUUCGUGUCUGUGGAUACGUAGUUUAACAUAGUGAUUUCUCAGUUACGGUAUGGAAAGAUUUUCCUACUC
This is a messenger RNA of Eucalyptus grandis, 909 nucleotides long. RefSeq lists its product as uncharacterized. NCBI's taxonomy places the organism in Eukaryota, Viridiplantae, Streptophyta, Magnoliopsida, Myrtales, Myrtaceae. Bases 70 to 705 code for a protein of 211 amino acids. The transcript has a single exon. The record is from RefSeq and is a predicted model, not a curated record.